GCCAAUACUAAAGUUACUAGCAAUAAAUCCUCUUGUUUUUAUGUAUAUAUAAACAGGAAGUUCGACUCUUUGUCAUUAAAAAAACCAACAAAAUUUCCUGUCGAACCUUCUAAACUAAACAAGUCUCUUCCUUUUCAUCUUCUUGUCAGAAAAUUAUAGCUUUCUCUUGUUAAAGGUUUUAGUUCUUGAUUCUUGAUUUUGAGUCCCUUUUGCCCUGUCUGUACUUGCUUCACUUUCAGUUCAAUUGUGUCUUUCGGUUACCACCACAGCAAAAACCUUUGAUGAGAGACGUGAAGAAGAUAAUAACAGACUAAGAUGUGGAAAAAGUUUGUUUUUUUGGAGUCUUGAAAUUCAGAUAAGUUUCAAAAAUCUGUUGAAUUGACACAACCGAGUUCUGGGCAUUUGUUUGUAUUGAUAAAGUUUAGAUCCUUAAUCUUAUCGAUUUCAAGUACAGUGGGAAAUGAUAAAAAAAGAGAUGGCUUUUACUUUGCAUCAUGGGUUUGAGGUUGCUUGUUUCUGUUUUGAAACUGGUUUUGGAGAUACUUUACUCACAAUCUUUGUCCAAUCUUCUACUGUUGUAAUUAUUACUUUAAUGGAAUUUAUUUGCAUUUUUCUCUGUCAUAUUCAUUAUUCAAUCCUGUGAGUUUUCUUGAUGUGUUGCUACAUACCUACCUUUUUGCUGCUGCUGCUGCCUCUUCAAAGCUAUUUCAAAAUUACUAGAAGUUUUGACCCAUUUGUCAAUCUUCUAAUUGCGGAUCAGUAACUAUUAGGAUAUGGGAUGCCUGGUUUCUACUCCGCAGGAUUUGGGUGGAAAUCGAAGGAGACCUGGGAGUAUAGGGGAUGUGUCUGUUUUUGUACCUGGUUUUCGUAUACCCAAGCCAGUUGAUUUCUCUCUGUCACUUGGUGAUCAUUUGCCGAAGAAUAUAGUGAAAAGCCUAUCUGCUUUAAGAACUCGUAUCGUGGUUAUGGCUGGCCAAGAAGCACCAACAGUCUCAAGAACAAGAAGAAAAAGUGCUACACAACAUGGAGGUUCAACAUUGGCCGAUCUUCAUCAGGCUCUUGAAGAUUACUUGCCUGUUCUGUUGGGAUUAGUUAAAGAUGGAAGCCAGCUACUACACAAUGUACAAUUUGUGUGGAUGAAUCAAGAGGAUGAAGCAGAGGAAACAGCGAUUUCUAAUGCAUGGUAUGAGGUGUUGUCAGUUUUGCACUUGAUGGCGAUGCUAUCAUUAUCACAGGCCAACUUGUUGCUUCUUCCAAGAACAUCUUCUGAUGGUUACCAGCCAAAAGUAUCUGAAGAGAGCAGGCGAGCAUCAAUUGAUAUUUUCUUAAAGGCUGCAGGAUAUCUGGAUUGUGCUGUCCGGACUGUGCUCCCACAAUUACCUAAUCCAUUAAGGAAAGAACUGCCGGUGGACCUUGCUGAAGGUGUUCUUAGAGCACUUUGCCUUCAAGCAUUAGGGCAGAGUGUUGACAUCCAACUAGGAAUGGCAAUCGAUAGUGCCAAAGCUACUCUUGCAGUGAAGCGAAGGCUUGCUUGUGAGAUGGUAAAGUACUGGCAGCAGGCUCAAGAUAAUAUAAUGAAUCUUCCAUUAGCAAAUGGAUGGGGGGAGAAGCACCGACUCUUAAUAGAGUGGAAAUAUGUGGAAGCAAAGGCUGCAGCAUACUAUUAUCAUGGCUUAAUCCUUGAUGAGGGGAACACAGAGAAGUCUCAUGUGAUGGCUGUAGCUGCCUUGCAAGCUGCAGAUGAGUAUUUUAAAGAAAGUAAGAGGGCAUGUGAGGCAUUCAAUGCGGCUUCUCCAUUGUCAAGAAACCCGCCACUUUGGGGAACCAUGAAGUACCUCUCUGACAAAAUUCCAAAAGAUGCUUCUAGCAAAGUGCGCAAACCCCCGCCACUUUGGGGAACCAUGAAGUACCUCUCUGACAAAAUUCCAAAAGAUGCUUCUAGCAAAGUGCGGAUAAACCGUGAUCUAUACUCCUAUGAAAAAAUCAUGGAGACAGCACCAACGUUGCCUGAUUUUGCUCUGGCGCUGAAACCUGAUGACUUUCAGCUCCCUCCAGUUGACUCUUCCUGGAACGAGGAGAAUGUAGUUGCUGGACAAGCCAGCUCCAACCAUCUAAGGAGCGAGUGAAGAUAAACCAUACUACAUUUCCAGAGAAGAUAGGCACAUGUGGCCUCAAAAUUGUUAGAGACAAGGGCGAGUCAACAAGUGAACCAUUCUUCCAUUGGGUGCCAAAUCUACUUUCAGCACACCCUGCUUCCCGCCUUCUUUACCCCCCACCCUUUUAUCUUCUCUCAUUGUCAAAGAUCUGUGAGUUAUCAUGCAGUAGAGCUCUGUACAAGUUCCUGUUGUGCGAAAAUUGGAUAUUGCCUGAAAAGGGUUGAUUUUCUUUUCCAACACCAGAAUAACCGUAUGCCGUUCAUCUCAUUGAACUUGAAGCUAGCAAAAUUUGUCUAGUUUGAUAGAAAGCCGGCGUGUAAAUUUGAUUGCAGCUGGUGUAUCUGUGUGCACAGAAUGAAUGGCGUGGGAAAGAAAUAAGGACAAUCAUUUUUUCGCAAGCAUUUUUCUGCUACUUUCU
Molecule: messenger RNA, 2574 nt
Organism: Populus euphratica (Euphrates poplar)
Lineage: Eukaryota; Viridiplantae; Streptophyta; Magnoliopsida; Malpighiales; Salicaceae
Exons: 13
Coding region: 774-2126 (450 amino acids)
Source: RefSeq, a predicted model, not a curated record